AAAUAUGAGUUCAAGCAAGGCCGACCAUGAAGAAGAACAUGAUGAUGACGACCUUUCUCCUUUCUGCCGGAACAUUAAUAAUAAUGAUGUGGGCUUGCUGCGGCUCUGCCGCCGAGGACGCCGCCGCCGAAAACCGGCUGAUGGCGGAGAGGUUCGAGGAGUGGAUCGCCGAGUACGGCCGAGUGUACUCAACCCAGAAUGAGAAGUCAAAACGGUUCAGCGCGUUCAGGGACAAUGCCAUGUUUGUUGACUCCUUCAAUAGGGCCGGAGAUCAUCAGAAUUAUACUUUGGGUACUAACAAGUUUGCCGACUUGACUUACGACGAGUUCCGGUCCUCUUAUUUGGGUUACGCGGCGGCGGCGCCGGUUCCCGACGACGGUACGACCACGACGACGGCACCUUUCCUGUACGAGAACGUCACCGCCCCUGCCGCCGUUGACUGGGUCAAGAAGGGAGCUGUCACUCCUGCCAAGAACCAAGCUUCUUGUGGUAGUUGUUGGGCAUUCUCAUCGGUGGCGGCGGUGGAGGGAAUCACCAAGAUCUCCACCGGAAAACUGAUCUCCCUGUCGGAGCAACAGCUGGUGGACUGCGACGCCAAAAACCACGGCUGCAACGGCGGAUUGAUGACCGCCGCAUUCCAUUACAUCGCCACUAACAAAGGCAUCACCACCGACGCCAACUACCCAUACACCAAAGUGAAGGGGACCUGCCAGCAGAACAAGGCGGCGGCGGCGGCGGCCAAGAUCGGCGGGUUCCAGCGCGUUCCCCGGAACGACGAGGCCGCGCUGGCCCAGGCGGUGUCGCAGCAGCCGGUGUCGGUGUGCGUCGACGCCAGCAAGAACAUGCAGCUGUACAAAGGCGGGAUCUUUACUUCCGGCUGCACUACGAAGAUAAACCACGGCGUCACGGCGGUGGGGUACGGCGUCGACGCCGACGGGAGGAAGUUCUGGCUGAUAAAGAAUUCGUGGGGAAAAGACUGGGGAGAGAAUGGAUACGUGCGGUUGUUGAGGGAUUCCGGUGUACGGCAAGGACUUUGUGGGGUCACCACCCAAUCUUCUUUUCCGACUCCUCCAAAAUAGUGCUUGUACACAUGCAUGAAUGAAGCCAUGAUCAUAAU
Cuscuta campestris is the source of this 1117-nucleotide messenger RNA. NCBI's taxonomy places the organism in Eukaryota, Viridiplantae, Streptophyta, Magnoliopsida, Solanales, Convolvulaceae. The record is from the annotation of a GenBank genome assembly.